Sciurus carolinensis (gray squirrel) is the source of this 4105-nucleotide messenger RNA. It is a transcript of the gene Caap1, whose product is annotated as caspase activity and apoptosis inhibitor 1. The coding region runs from base 103 to 1191 and encodes 362 amino acids. The record is from RefSeq and is a predicted model, not a curated record. The transcript has 6 exons. Lineage: Eukaryota; Metazoa; Chordata; Mammalia; Rodentia; Sciuridae.
GCAAGCCCGCGACGCCAGCACUCACCGUCCGCAGCUGCUGGAGCCAGGUUCUGUAGCUCCGGAGACGGCGGGCUCUCCCCGGAUGGUUGCAGCGAAGGGAUCAUGACGGGGAAGAAAUCUUCCCGGGAGAAGCGGCGCAAACGUAGCGGCCAGGAUGCGACCGCGGCACUCGCGGCCCCGGACCUCGUACCGGUCCUUGCCAGCAGCGGCAGUGGAAGCACCAGCGGCUGCGGGAGCACCAGCGGCUGCGGGAGCGUCAGCUGCUGCGGCAACGCCAGCUUCAGUGGAAGUGUCCCUGGCGCCGGGAGCGGAGGCAGCUGCUGGGGCGCGAGCGGCGUGGAUCGCGGCGAGCGCCGGAAGCGGAGGAGCACCGACUCCUCUUCCAGCGUCUCGGGCUCCCUGCAGCAGGAAACCAAGUAUCUUUUGCCAACUUUGGAAAAAGAAUUAUUCUUGGCAGAGCACAGUGACCUUGAAGAAGGUGGACUGGAUCUGACUGUGUCAUUAAAACCAGUUAGUUUUUAUAUAUCAGACAAAAAAGAAAUGCUCCAGCAGUGCUUCUGUAUUAUAGGAGAGAAGAAGUUACAGAAGAUGCUUCCUGAUGUGUUAAAGAACUGUUCAAUAGAAGAAAUUAAAAAACUAUGCCAAGAACAGUUAGAACUCCUGUCUGAAAAAAAAAUCUUGAAGAUUCUUGAGGGUGACAAUGGUAUGGACUCUGAUAUGGAAGAAGAGGCAGAUGAUGGCUCUAAGAUGGGAUCUGAUUUAGUCAGUCAACAGGAUACCUGUAUAGAUUCUACUUCAUCUCUGAGAGAGAACAAACAAUCUGAAGGUUUGGAAUUAAAACAAGGCAAAGGGGAAGAUAGUGAUGUACUCAGUAUAAAUGCAGAUGCUUAUGACAGCGACAUAGAAGGCCCAUGCAACGAAGAAGCAGCUGCUCCUGAGGCCACAGAAAAUACAGUCCAGAGUGAAGCUGGUCAGAUAGAUGACCUAGAAAAAGAUAUUGAAAAAAGUGUGAAUGAGAUUCUGGGACUGGCAGAGUCUAACCCAAAGGAACCCAAAACAGCCACCCUGACUGUUCCUCCACCAGAAGACGUUCAGCCUUCAGCACAGCAACUGGAACUGCUAGAACUUGAGAUGAGGGCAAGAGCAAUUAAGGCCCUAAUGAAAGCUGGUGAUAUAAAGAAACCAGCCUAGUUAUUUAACUUGAGUUCGAAUUUUAGGUGUGUUUGAAUGAUGAAACCACAUCAUAUAAUUUUGUAUCUGAAGUUUAUUUGGGGUCUUACGUGGUAUUUCUCAUGUAACCCAAUUAGGUAAACUAAUCCUAGGCCUGAAAUACUUAUGGUUUUUGUUUUGUUUUUUAAACUUUUGAAUUAUAGGUGUGUGUUUGAAUUCAUGGCACAUAUAAUUGGAUAGCCUGGAUCCUUUUUUUAGAUGACUAAUUAGCUAUGUCCGCAAAUACUGUCUUCAAAGCCUUUAGGAAAGAGUCAUGGUUUUUUUUUUUUUCCUUUGUUUUUAAAUGUUUUGGCAACAGACCCAAAAGCUUUAAGAAAGAUUGACCAAGCAUGUUUCUCUUAAGGCAACUUGUAUUUUGCAAUAAAUAUUAAAUUUUUGCUUCUAGAUUUGUUAGUGAUUUUAAGAAAUUCAGUUAUGUGUAUAUGUAAUUUUAAAAUAUGUACUGUUUUGAAGAUGCCAUCUGUGAAUAUGGAUUCCUAGUUAAAACUGAGUAUAGUUUUUGUUGUAAGGCUUAGAGAUCUGCCCUUCAUGACUGAGUAAAACUUUUUUUUAUAAAGAAAAUAAGAACUCAGUUUAAGGCAAUUUUUAAUAACAGAAUUAAUUGCCCAUAUUAAAUUGCAGCAGACAAGCCAUCCCAACAGGUAUUUGAUCCUAUUGGACACUUGCUUCAAGUUUUUCUUUUUUUGUUUUUGUUUUUUACUUCAAUAAAAAGGAACAACUUUUGAUUUACAUUCCAAGCUGUCAGGAAAAGGAGACUGUAUCUUAUUCUACAAGGUUUCAUCUGAUGGUGUUGCUUGAAGAUCUGAUGUGCUAUAAUUCCAUGAAUCAAAAACAAUAAAAGACUUACCAUUCUGGAUGUAAAGACUUUUGAUACUUUUCCAAAAGCAAAGUUAAUUUCAAGGACUUUUGAUAAUUUGAUGUUACAAUUAGUCUAAUUUUGUAUAGUUUUUGUAAACAAAUUAGCAUCCUGCCACAAUUACAAAUGCUUUCCUCCCAUUGGUAAAUGCAGUUGUUUGAUACCAAAAUAAAUUUAGAUAGGGCUCCUUAACUUAAAAUAAAUUAAAUUUUUUCUAAAAUAUAAAUCUGGAGCUGUUUUUGUAUUAGAAAACAAAUGUAGUAUAUUUUAUUUAUAAGCCAUACUGUACUGAUAUAGUAUGAGGGUUUUCCUUAUAUAUACCUUGCAGGGAUUGUUUUACUAGCUGACUUAAUUAUAUGUUUAUUUUAGAGGCUUUUAAAAUGAAAACAGAGGACAUUUGUGAAACAUUGGCAGUGCAGUUACAAAUUUCCUUUUUGUUUCUGAACAUGUUUUUAAAUAAUCCUAUCACUAUCUUCCUCUUUGAAUCUAACGAGGCACAGAAGCCUAUAUCAUUUGAAAUGUUUCUUUUAGGCUGGUAAAUGUGGAGAUGAGUUAAAUAGUGCUCACAGUUAUCAUUUCACCAUGAAAAGGCAUUGAUUAUGAUAAAAUAAUCCUUCUAGUCUAGCUUAAGCUAAAAGUUAAAAUAAUAAAAUAGUACCAAAUAAGCUUUAUUGCUGCUUACUAAUUUUAAAAUAUGAUAAAUGGCAUUUGUGUGAUUAAACCUAAGAGUAGGAAAAGGUCUGUGUAUUAUAGAUGAUUAAAGCCAUCACCUUGUGAAGCAGUGUGUGUCUUUUCUGUUCAGUGUGCAAAAUGCUUUAGAGAAUAUUUGAUUGGAGUAGAUAUGUGUGAGACAGAAUCAACUGAAUGAGAUUCCUACCUUUAAAAAAAAAAAGACCAAAAAAAACCCUUUUUUCUCCUUCUUUGUCUUUUUUAAUAUGAAAAGACUUCAGAACUUUUUGAAAAUGACUUUAGAGAAUAAGUUUGUUUUAGAAAUGCCUAAUGGGAAAGUGCCUCGUAUUGAUCUGAGGCUGCCAUUUAAAAAGUCAGCUCACAGGUAUUUAUUGAAUGCUUCUAAGGUCUUCAGUCUUAUUCAAAUCUUAAACCCAGAGAUGUUAUAGAUUUUAGCAUGGGAUAGACUGAUGAGUAAAGAUAAACCUGUUACUUAUUUUUAUGCCUGAUUCUUUCCUUUUAUUAAGGUAAGGAAAACGUGUAGGUAAUAUUUAACUGGUAAUUAAGCUAAAAGAAAAAAAUGGCAGCCAAAUUUUCCAUUUAAGUCAACUAAUUCUAGUACUUGAAUUGGGAUUUGACCCAAAUCUUGAAUGUUGUAUGGCAACUGAUAACAGGUCCUCUGCAUUAAUGAGCAGCUGUCCCAAGCAGUAGGCCUUGGAUCACUUUGAAAUGUUCUUACAUAUUGACAUAUAUUUUGAAAGUUUAUUGCCCUGUUACUAGUAAAACAUUGCAAUUAUGAAAAAUCACCCCAAACCCUCAAAUCUUUCUAUUGAACACCACCAGUUCCUUAAGAUUAUCAGGUAGUAUAUCCUUUCAUUAUAAAUCUUUUUGCCAAAACCAGUUUUCAGCCGAAUGUUAGAUCCUGGGGCAUGAUUAGUUAUCAGAGUAAAGUCAUUCUGAAUCACUGGAAAAGUAAUACAUAUUGUAAUAAAAUAUACAUUUUGCAAUGUAGAAAAAGAAGGGGUGAACCUGGUGUUUGGAUCAAAUAUUUGGGCAGCCUGAAAGUUUUUAAAAAAUACUCAAUUCAAUACCAUCAUAAAAAGAAAGAAAAGAAUCCAGGCAUAAAUACUUUGCUUUGAUCAUAUCUAAUUCUGAAAAAGACAAAUGUUUUAACUUAAAACUUCACUUUUAAUUUUUCUUUUUAUAUUUAGGUAGACUUCUUUCUUAAAGUAAUGAGUACACCAAUAGGAAUUCAAAUUUUCUUGAUAUUUGAUAACUAAAGAUGCUCUGAGAUGAAAAGAAGGUGUGAGUUAAAGAGCAGAGGGUCUGAUUCUGCCCUAACCAGCUGUG